AUGCGUGUCCUCCCGACAUUGGGCGGCCUCAUGCUGGCCGGCGCGGCCACCACCGCCGCCCUCAACAACAGCUACUGCACCCCCAAGUCCGGCGACGUGCAGGUGGUCCAGUACGCCUGGGCGCUCGAAUACAUGGUCGAGCAAUACUACGCCUCCGUCCCGGUCAACCAGACCUUCCUCCACUCGGCGCUGAACAGCUCCACCGCAAACUACGCCCUCAACCUGGCGGGCAUGCAGCAGCAGAACCGCCUCGGCGUCCGCGCCGCGCAGCAACUCGGCAAGACCAUCAGCAACUUCACCGCGCCAGGCUGCAACUUCACCUUCCCCGCCCCAAACAGCAGCGAGACCUUCCUCACCACCGCCCUGACGUUCGAGUCCGACGUCUGCGCCGCCCUCAUCGGGCUCGAGGGCUACACCCAAGCCCCCGAGGUCUCGUUCCUGAUCGCCCGUCUGGCCGCCCAGCACGCCGGCCACGCCGCCUACCUCGCCACGACCCAGGAGGCCGUCAUCUUCCCGAGCAACGUUACCUCGCUGGUGCCCGCCUACAGCCCCAGCUACGUGCUCUCCAACGGCUCCAGCCCCGGCCAGCUGGGCAGCUACUUCAAGGGAUGUGUCUCGGCGCCUCAGCCCCCCUGCGGUAAUCUUACCAUCGGGCCUCUGAUUGCUACCUAUGGUAGCAACUCCUCUUCUAGCUCGGCUGCUUCCAUGUCGACUGCCACGUCCAGCUCGGCCUCGGCCUCGGGUGCCAGCUCCGCUUCUGCCACCGCCACUUCUACGGGGUCUAGUAGGAGAAGAUUCUGGUAA
Messenger RNA from Aspergillus thermomutatus, 804 nucleotides. RefSeq names its product ferritin-like domain-containing protein. Bases 1 to 804 code for a protein of 267 amino acids. The record is from RefSeq and is a predicted model, not a curated record. The transcript has a single exon. NCBI's taxonomy places the organism in Eukaryota, Fungi, Ascomycota, Eurotiomycetes, Eurotiales, Aspergillaceae.